Messenger RNA from Anopheles maculipalpis, 1040 nucleotides. RefSeq names its product epoxide hydrolase 3-like. The record is from RefSeq and is a predicted model, not a curated record. Bases 11 to 1033 code for a protein of 340 amino acids. The transcript has 5 exons. Gene Ontology annotation, molecular function: hydrolase activity. NCBI's taxonomy places the organism in Eukaryota, Metazoa, Arthropoda, Insecta, Diptera, Culicidae.
CGAUCUCACGAUGGUGGAAUACUACAUCCGGGAAUCGAUACAGUUCGUAGUGUCGUACGCGCUGUGUCUGUUCUACAGUUUGCGCGUACUUUUCGGCAUUCUGGUGCUGUUUGUGACGAAGCCGCACACGAAGUUUUGGGUGCAAAAGGAACGUCCGGUAGCACCGGAUUGUUUGAAGAACCACCAGUACGGUGUGGAUAAGUAUCAGAAUGCGAAUGGCAUCCGGAUACAUUACGUCGAGAAUGGGGAUCGUUCGAAACCGCUCAUGCUGUUCGUGCAUGGAUUUCCCGAAUUUUGGUACUCGUGGCGCCAUCAGUUGAAGGAGUUCUCCAAAGAUUAUUGGGUAGUGGCGUUGGAUAUGCGUGGUUACGGUGAUACCGAAAAACCCGAGUACCGGUAUGCCUACCGAAUCGACAACAUGACAGAGGACAUACGGUGUCUGGUGCGAGCAUUAGGGCGCCAAAAGUUUACUCUCGUUGCACACGACUGGGGUGCAGUGAUUGGAUGGCACUUUAUCACGAAACACAUGGACAUGAUCGAGCGAUACAUCAUGAUGGAUGGUCCAUCGCAGAAGGUAGUGCGAAAGCUUUUCUCCACCAACAAAGAACAGCUAAAAAUGUCUUGGUACGUCUUCUUCUACCAAAUGCCCUGGCUGCCAGAGUUCUUCGUACGCAUGAUGGACUUCCACAUCUUUAAGGUGAUCUUCAAGGACCACGGAGGGCCCGAAGUGGUCGAAGCGUUCAAGUACACCUUCUCCAAGCCAAACGGUAUGACGUACCCGAUCAACUACUACCGUGAGAAUUUCCGGUUCUUCACGCGGAAACUAACACCACCGAAGCCGAAAACGUAUGCGCCGGGUCUGUAUCUGUUGGGGGAGAAUGAUCUCUACAUUUCCAAAGAAACGGGCCCACUGAUGCAGCAAGAGUUUGAAAAUCUGGAGUUCCGAAUUGUGCCCGGUGUGGAUCACUUCCUGCAGCAGCACAAACCGGAAGUGGUAAACCAGUACAUGCGAGAGUUCCUGUCCAAGAAUUAAGAGUGUA